AUGAUGAAUGUUCCAACGGUUUUCCGAGAGAUUUCCGAUGAGUCAAGGUUUAAGAAAAAGUUAAUUACCUAUUCUCGACUGUUCGGACUCCCUUCAUUUCCAUCUUUCUUCUCUUCUGAAACCCCUAAUCUCCUCCUCUCGAAAGCGAUUCUCGCCGUUACAAGAUUCUUCUCUCCUUAUUCUUCACACCCACUGAACUCGACUCUUCCAUUCUUCUCCUCCUUCUUCUCUCUUCCGCCGACUCGUCGUUCUCUCUACCGCCGCUCGUUCUUCUCCCCGCCGCCGAAUCUCACUUCUCUAUUCUUCUCUCCCCCGCCGCCUCGUCCUUCUCUCUACCACCGAUUCGCCCUUCUCUCCGCCGCCGAUUCCCGCAUCUCUAUCCUUCUCUCUACCGCCGCUUCGUACUUCUCUCUGCCGGGGAUUCUCGCAUCGCCAUUCAGUUUGGUUACAGUUUUCUUUGUUCUUGGUUAUUGGCUCAGUUUCUCUGUUAGCUUGUAUCUGGUUGAUAGUUUGUCUGGAAAUGUUUGCCAAUUCUACAAUUGGGACCCUGAGUUGACUCCUCUCGUUCGUUCAGAGUUCAACGCACAUGCCACGAAGUUGUACUCCGACCACCUCUAUGCGUGGAAGCAGAAGUAUUUAAAGGGGAAAAAGCCAAAGAAUAUUAACUUGGAUGUCUUCGAUGCUCUCAAGCCUUACUGGGAUAAGCUUGAAACCCAAGCUACUUCAGCUACUAACUCAAAAUACCGUAGAAGUGAACGAGAUGGCAUGGGAAUGUCUACUCAUAAUGUUGGUGCCCAGACAAUCGAAGCCCGAGAAGAAGAGAUGCUUUUAAUAAGUUUGAUCCUCUUGUUUGCAAGACGAUCGCGGCCCCAAGGCGCGGGAGUUUGUGGACAACGUGAAGAAUAUCGUGGAGGAGAGGAUGACACAUCGCAUACAAGAAGGCUUGGGCCCGAGAGAAUAUCAACGAAGUGGUUAUUGAGAAUGCUCUUGUCAGCAAAAACCGCACGUACUGUUUGGGAAAACUCGUUGAUGAUCCUGUCCGCCAAACUUCUUCUAGCUAUCCACCCAACUCUAGCCUUGUCUAAGAAGUGA
Microthlaspi erraticum is the source of this 1092-nucleotide messenger RNA. Lineage: Eukaryota; Viridiplantae; Streptophyta; Magnoliopsida; Brassicales; Brassicaceae. The record is from the annotation of a GenBank genome assembly.